GUUUAGUAAGUUACUGAUCAGGUUUUACUUACUAAACUUGCAUUGUGGCUGACGCCACGAUAUUUCUUCGACAUCUUUGUCAGUUUAGUUCGAGGUAGCAAAUAUUUUACAUCUAUAAUGAUUUGUAGAAACAACUUUAGGCUAGAUUACAGUCAAUGUGAUAAGUCUACUUCAAAUAAUGCGAUACCUGUUUUGAAUUUGUUCAAUGUUUUCAUUCGUAUUUGUAUAGCCUGAGGUCAUGUUUCUAAAAUAUUUUUUCAUGUUCUUUUGUUUUUGUAUUCAUUGUGAACAGAAUGCGCUUUGUUUCUUUGUAUCUGUUUAUAGCUGAGAAAGUAUUGCUGGAAAAGCGAAAGGAAAGACCGGUACAAUGGCUUUUUCCAAAGGUCUGUGUUUGUCGUCAUUGGUUUGCUGAACUUUUUGUGGAUCAGUUUGUCGCUCUGAAUGACUGCGGUCCCGUAUGUUGCACUGAGGAGCGACUCGCGCGAGUGUGUUGUUUGGGCGGAGUGAACCAUUGCUCCAGAGAGGGGGGAGCCUCGACAAUUCAACAAGCAGAAACUAUUCGCUCCAGGCGUUUUCGUCACUUUUGUUGCCGAAUGAUCGUGAUAUGGAUGCUUUGUUUGCUUCGACGUUACAUGUCCUUAAUGUUAUUCGCGGUUUUUAACGAUUUAGUCAGUUUAAAUCGCGCAGAAUAGACAGCUCCCAGGAGUUUAUUUUGGUUCGCACCGAGUGCCAAGUGAAGCGCUACAAUCUGUCCGUCUGUACUUGAGUUGAAGUUUCUCGGCUGAUUUGAGAACUUGUUGUGCACUUUUUAGUGUUUAGGGCUCUGCUGGAUUCAAAUGGAAAACGUACAUUUGGAAAAAUGGUCAUUGAUGAUGCAUUUCAAUACUUUGGAAUACUUUGCAACAACUUUUGAACACGCACAACGGAAUAUUUACCAUUAAAUCAGAAUUUAGUAUCUUUGUAAGACACACUUUAUGGUUUUGGAAUAACACUCAUCGACUUGAAAUCGGAGGGUGUAAAUCCAUCAGUGUUUAACAAUGGAGGGGGAUCAAGUGUCUUCCUCACCCGAGGAGCCGCAGGCGGUCAGUGCCGCAUCGUCGGACAGCUUCUCCCGGCUGUGGACGGACGUGAUGGGGAUGCUGGUGAGUUCGGAGUGGGGGUGGGGUGCCACAGGAAGGCAACUUGUGAAAAGUCCUUCAACCUAAGGGGCUUAAUUUAUUGCAGCUCAUUGUAUGUGCGCGGUGGUCGCGCUUUGAUGCCUAGCGCAUGUUAAUUCAGCCUCUAGCAGCGUCUACCAAAGCCUUUGGGAGAAUCGGAGAUCGCAGCAGAACUUUCUGCUCAAUGUAAACGGGGCUUUUAAGGGUGUGUGGGUUUUAUCCGUUGAGUUACAGUGAGAGAAGUUUAGAAAUCUUCGGGGAAUCGUAUCACAUGGACGGCUCGCUGGGUAACAUCGAUGACCUUGCACAAGAGCACUCGGAGUACUACAACACAUACUUCGGUGACGUCGGCGAUCGGAUGGAGGAGCUACGGAAGCGGCAAGUCUCUCAAGAGCUAGACAUGGAAAAAGCAGACACAAGCUCUGGAUCUUUACAGAUGCGAUCAGACAUCCAGGAAUCAUUUGGCUUCAGUAGUGAAGUGUCCACUCCAGAGACGGAGAGAAAAAUUGCUCUGCACAAGUCCAGCUCUGAGGAUGGAUCAGGAAAGUGGGAUAACAAGAAGAAAAACAAAUCCUUCUGGCAGAACUUCCGAAAGUCGCAGAAAGGGGUCACAAGGCAAACGUCAAAAGGAGAGGACAUUGGCUAUGUGGCCAGUGAUAUCACCAUGAGCGAUGAAGAACGGAUCCAGCUGAUGAUGAUGGUCAAAGAGAAGAUGAUCACAGUGGAAGAGGCGUUGGCACGGUUAAAGGAAUAUGAGAGGAACAGACAUUUGAGCUGCAGUACAGACUCAUCAGAGUGGACUGAUGGACCCAGUCCCACUGUUAACCUCUCCUCCAACUGCAAUUCUGUGGAGCAGUCAGAUGACGAACAGGAGGACUCUGUGAAGUUCAAGAGACUUCAUAAGCUGGUCAACUCAACUCGCCGUGUCCGCAAGAAACUCAUCAAAGUGGAUGACAGCAAAAGGCACGAUUCACAAGAUUCCUUGAGUCUGGAUGCAACUCCCCUAUGUGACGACUUAAACGCACUCUACGCGGGAAUCCACAAAAAGCCGCCUGUGUGCACAGACUCCUCUUUGUCCUCCCUUGCCCAAGAACAGCUCUCUCUGGAUGGAGACACGGACAGUCUGAACACCUCUCCCUCAACCAGCAGCCUUGAGGCCUGGAAACCUGCUCACAAGCUUGUGAAGACCCCCGGCACGCACCCCCACGGUCUUAUCCGCCCGGCGCGGAAGUGCAGUGACGGAUCUGGACUGGGUUUGGCUGGAGGAAGUGGUUCCUCCUUCUCCGAAUUGGAGGGUGCUGGAGACGACAACUCCAAAGUCUCCCGCUCGGCAACAGACGGAGAAAUGCGAAAAGCUUUGUCAUCUAUAUCUCACGGGAGAACGUGUAGCUUCGGAGGAUUCGACCUGUCUAAUCGUUCCCUACAUGUGGUCAAUACAGCGUCUGAGGCGAGCGAGCAGGAGGCUCUGUACAGAGAUGCUGUUAAGUCGCCCACCACAUCCCGCAUCUCUCUAGGGAAGAAAGUCAAGUCUGUCAAAGAGACUAUGAGGAAACGCAUGUCCAAGAAAUAUGCAGGAUCUCUCUCUGAACAGUCCAGUCUAGAUGGGACACCCAGUUGUCCUCAGUCUCCUCAACCAGACACAGACUCUCUGGAGAAACCCAAACUGAAGGCAGGAGGAUCUGUAGAGAGUCUGCGCAGCUCCCUUAGCGGACAGAGCUCAAUGAGUGGCCAGACAGUGAGCACCACAGACUCAUCCGCCAGUAACAGAGAGAGCGUAAGAAGCGAAGACGGUGAUGACGAGGAACCUCCCUACAGAGGUCCGUUCUGCGGCCGGGCACGAGUACACACUGACUUCACACCCAGUCCGUAUGAUUCAGAUUCCCUCAAGCUCAAGAGGGGAGAUGUGAUUGACAUCAUCAGCAAGCCGCCCAUGGGCACGUGGAUGGGUCUGCUCAAUAAUAAAGUGGGCACGUUUAAGUUCAUCUACGUGGAUGUGCUGGCUGAGGAAGAGGAGAAACCCAAGCGAGCGGUUCGCAGGAGGAGGAAGGGCCGGCCGCCUAAACCCAGCUCUGUGGAGGAGCUCCUGGAGAGGAUAAACCUGAAAGAGCAUAUGCCGACGUUUCUGUUUAACGGCUAUGAGGACUUGGACACAUUUAAGUUAUUAGAGGAAGAAGAUCUGGAUGAACUUAACAUCAAAGACCCUCAGCAUAGAGCUGUACUGCUGACUGCUGUUGAACUCCUGCAGGAUUACGACAGUAGCAGCGAUCCGGAACGCAGCGCCCUCUCCGGCUCCCAGGAGAAACUCCCCUGUGAGGGGCGUGGCCUCACGGCCGACUCUCCACGGGACUCUGGUUGCUACGAAAGCAGCGAAAACCUAGAGAAUGGAAAGAGUCGUAAGACAUCACGCCACAGUCGGCGAUCAUCUGGAUUUGAUAGUGGGGUCAUGAAGUCUCCAGACUAUCCUACUCUCCCUAUGACUCAUUCCAUCGAAGCUCUCCAACAGCAGGCCAAGAAAGAACGCAAGUUCCCGAAGACCUUCCUGCCCCGGCCCAUAAAGGGCUUCAGUCUGCGAAACCUCGCUCUCAAGAAGGGAUCCAAAGUAGGACAGACCUCCCGCAUGCCGGUUAGCCGUAGCUGUGAGGAGCUGGAUGACCCCCAGGAGAAUCAUGAUUCCUGGAAGCGUUCACAUUCGUUAGGGGAUCUACAAUGGGAACAGGCCUACGAUAAGAGGAAGGACCACCAGGUGCAGAACAAGAAGCAAAGCAGCAACAAAGAGAAAGUAAAAGCAGAUCCUAUAAAAUCCAAACCAGAGCAGGGUGGAGAUACGUCUGGAAGAGAGAAGAGCUCAGUGGCGAGACCCACUGUUCCCACACAGCUGUCCCUCAGCCCGGUCAGAUCCCUGCCUCCUUUUCCCUCAAACCGUCAACCGGUCUCUGCCCCGACCAGCCCGGCUCCACGAACUCACCCUAAAAAACCACCCGUUCCACCUCCUGUGCCUGCUAAGAAGUCCAAAGAACGUCUGCCGAAUGGUUUGCGCCACCCUCCGCUGGUUCUGUCGGGUUCAGUGCCAAAUACACCAACCCUACCACCGAAACCCAUGGGCUCCCCAGCCACCCCCUCUGAGGGUCCACCAUUAACCCCAGUAUCACCGGGUGAGCCCGGAAGUCCACCAGCUCUUAGUCCACCCUGGUUAUCCGACCUGCCUGGAUCAGCAUGUCCUCAGAUCCACGGAGCAAAAGUUGGCCUCAGCAGGAAGACCUCACAUGCCAAAAUGGUCGACAUGGAGAGUUUACUGGAGGAGAGAAUGCGAUUAGAAGGCAUUGACCUCACAGAAGAGCCGUAUUCUGAUAAGCACGGUCGUUGUUGUAUUCCUCGUCUCUUAGUACAGAGAUACUCAGAGGACUUUCAGCUGCCAGUAAAGGACGUGGCAUCAAGUCUGGAUCAGAUCAGAGUUAAAGAACUGCGCAAGGAGCAUCGCAUGGCCAUUCCCUCAGGAGGUUUGACUGAAAUGUGUCGUAAGCAAGUGUCUCAUGUUCACGUGAGCUCUGUUUCUGAUUGGCUUGUGUCAAUUGGAAUGCCCAUGUAUUGUGCCCCUCUAAUGGCUGCAGGCUUUGACACUCUGGCCCGAGUGUCAUCCUUGAGCGAGGCGAGCGCGAGGGAGGCGGGGCUGAAGGAGGAGAAUCACAUACGUAUUCUUCUCGUCGAGGCUCAGCUAGUCACAGCCAACAGUUCAGUACAGUCAUAAAACAGACGUGAGCUUAUAUAACUGAUAUGAAAUUGAUGAAAGUCAUCUGCCAGGCAGAGGUACUUGCCUGGAUGUACAAGAGCAACAACUGCCCAACUGUUGCAGUAUAUCAAGAAUGAAUUUCCAAUAUCUGUCUUCUGGUAUUCUCACAGCUGUCUGAUGCUUACACAAGUGACUGAUUUGGCUUCCUAGGACUGUUACUGAGGGCUUUUCAACAGAUUGAUUGGCUCGCAUAAACCGCCUGUCGAGAUAAAGCACAGUUUUUUUCAGAGAAUUUAUGCUUUUGUAUGACUUAAAGACUGUUCAAACUCUUUUUUCACUUUUUUCAUAAAGUGUGAAAUUUAUUUGGAAAAAGCUGUAAAGGAAAAAAGUGUUUUUAGUGCUUAUUGAAGGACAUCAAGUAUAGACAGUAUGUCACCUGGCCAAAGCAAUUUCAUUUCAUCCAGGUUUUGUUAAUAUAAUAUUACUUUUGUCUCAAAGCAUAUGUAUAUUAAAUAUGUACUGUAUAUCGAAUGAAAUGUCCUCUUUGGUGAGUCGUGUAAAGGGUAUAUGUAGAAAAAUCUCAAAAGCAUGAUGAUGCCAUAUGGGGAUAGUUAGAAUAAUGCACAUUUUGAGUUCAGGCCAAUGGUUCGCCAUUGUUUUUGCAGGUAUGUAUUAUGUUUGUAUAGAGAGUGAUCAUUUCAUGAUUUCACAUUUUAAAGCAUCACUUUUUAUAUUCUGCUUAACAUAAUACCGUAUAUUCAAAGCACAUGUAAUCUUUUGGCACAGAAUAUCCAAAAACAUGACUUAAUCAUCAGCUACAGGAUAUAAAUGUUUAGUAACGCUUACAUAAGAUCAGUUAUAUAUUGCCUCUGUUAUCUUGAAAUUAUACUGAUGGACAUUGCGUAUUUCUUUACCAUACUCCACUCGUGCAUCAUACAGCUGUAAUAUGCUCGCUGAAGUGAAAUAUGUUUUUCUCCCAGAUUCCCUUGCACUUUGAUCAAGACAUUAAAGAAAUGAUUUUACUUCUAAGCACGCAGUCUUGGCCUUGAAGUACAAACGAAUCAAUUCAAAUCAAGAGACUAGAGAACGGAUCUGACACUAAUGAAUUAAAGACUUCGAUCUUGUUGCCAGGUUGCAAGAAAGGAUGAUGUUGUGGAGUGUUUCCUCCACUUAAGUGGAUAUGUUCUGUUCACAUCCAGUCAAUAGUGCUAAAAACACAAGUAUGCCAUUUUGCAAUGUUUCCUGCUGCCAGAACAUCUAGUAGUACCGUUUUGUGCAUGCAGAUGCACAGAUAUUGUAAAUUCCUCUAAGAUUUUUGUCACAUGAGGUCUGUGUUAACGGUGGGAUGGACAAAUAUUUCUCACACAUCUGGUGUUGGCUGGGAGCGUUCUCUGAGACAGUCAGACAGCAUCUGGCAAACACUUCUCCUAAAAGAAAAAAUGCGCUAUAGCUGACUUCUGUUAGUUACGUUUAAGCAUUCGUAUGAUGUCAUCGCAACCAACUGCUUUAAAGUAUUACAUCACUCCAAGUUAAGCACAACCAAGCAAGUUUUGGGCUAUUUUUGACUGAGCAGACACAAAAGGGAUAAUUUCAUUAGAUUUCUUCCCCCCACAACAAAAAUGAAAUUGUCUUUUUGAAUAAUUGAUGAAGAAUCAUAAUAAUUUUUCUUAUUCUGUUCACUCUUUUGUAUCUGAUGCAGCACAAUUUAUAGACUGUUACCAUUUUUAGGGUUAACAACGGAAUUUAAAAUAACAGAGUCAAUAGAUUCGAUUAUAUCAGAACAGAUGCCUCCAUAUUUGUUUAAGAGGAGGACUUUGAUAAUGAUGCUUUUUAUGUCGUUUAAAAUAUAUAUAAUUUGAUGUUACUGUAAAAAUGCACUUUAUUAAAGAAUGAUUUUUUUCGAUUGCAGAGAAAAUUACAUAACAAAUUAACAUUUUAAUACAGUAAGCAGAUUUGCAUUCAUGUCAUCUGUAAAAGGCUGAGGAGCAUUGUAGCAGUCUCUAACAAAAAAUGUCAAAUUUCCAAUUCUUAAUGAAAAAUUCAUUAAAAAACUCAUUAAAGAACUAACCAUGACGGGUUAAUUAUUUGAAAGAGGGUAAAACUGGGUUGUAAUUACAUAUCUGAAUGAUUAACAGAAGUUGCACAUUCUGUAUAUGUAAUUGAUAUUUAAAUAACUUAUUUUUUAUUUUACAUCAACUGUAAUUAUUAGCUGUACCAUACAUCAUAGAGCAAUACCCUUCCAUCUGGUUAGCCGUGCUUCAAUAACCAUUGUAAAAUAUAUGUAUAAAAAUGAUUUUAUCUGCUUUCAGUUUGCUAAUGAUUGUCUAUAAAAUUUUGCUUGAGUAUUUACAAAAAAUGUUUUAAAAUAUUUGUCACUUUGAGGUGUAAUAAAAAUGAAUAUCCUGGCACCGAC
Molecule: messenger RNA, 7297 nt
Organism: Triplophysa dalaica
Lineage: Eukaryota; Metazoa; Chordata; Actinopteri; Cypriniformes; Nemacheilidae
Gene: sash1a
Product: SAM and SH3 domain containing 1a
Exons: 20
Coding region: 1429-4902 (1157 amino acids)
Molecular function (GO): protein binding
Source: RefSeq, a predicted model, not a curated record